AUGUGUUUUCCAUUCACUCUGCCUGUUGCCCACUGCUGCGCCAGCGUAGUAGCCUAACAAUCUCGGUUUGGCGUUCCCAUGGAUCAGAAGAAAGUCUUCGUGUUGUCUUUCGUGCAAACAUAGGCUACGUGUUUCUAUGCGUGUCCUUUUUACAGUAAAAUAACUGUCCUAUCCGUUCCAAUGUUUGUACCAAUAUUCAACAAUUAAUUGGUUUAAUAAUUAAUUGGUUAGCCUACACGUUGUGAAUUUAAUUUUUAGUUAACUCUCAAAAAAACUCUCAGUUGUGACUCCUCCUCCUACCCUUAAUGAUUGCAGUUUCCUGAAGUUAAAUAGUUUUAAAGGCUGCGGUCACCAUAGAAACGGACCCACCAAAGUCUGUUGGUAAUUGGUCAACAAAAUAUCUAUAGGCCUAUGGUGAGUGCGAGGCAGGCUACGGAAGGAGGUUUCUGCAUCUUCAUUUCGAACUCUUGAUGCAAAAAUCAGUCUACCCAUUAAAGAGCUGGGAUACACCACAUAUAGCCUAGGCCUAUGUCUGAACAGCAAACACCUACUCAUCAUGAUUCCAGAAGAUGUGGUCUCUGCUGAUCUUGUUGGUGGCUGUGCUAAAUGUGGAUUGUUAUUACACCACCCGUGAAAAGUUAGGUCAUGGUCGUCGACUUACUAUUAAGAUAUCAAAGGAGACGGAAAAGCUUGAGUUCAAACCUGAGGAUGGCUCAUCUAUGGAGACUAUAUGGAGCCGAGGGCAGCACCGCCCUAGCAAGGGCCGUCUGACAGGAAGCAGCUCGAGUACAUCUGAUCAACGUUGGGAGCUGCAGACAGUAGUGUUUGAUGACGAGGGGACUUACAGUCUGAAGGAUUACUGGAAUAAGGAGACCAAAUCUAUUCUACUUGAUGUCAUUACUGUGCACAAGAACAUUGAUCGGGUAGCUGGAGAGGAUCUGACUAUCAACCUAGAAGGCAGCAACCAACAUGAAGCCACCCUGCAGUUCACCGGGGAUGCUGGGAACUUCACCCUGGUGCGAGACGGAGCAGAGGUGGGGAACGACCUGGCAGACUACGUCGGCCGAGUGAAAAUCAGCUCCAGAGGCAUCAUCAUCAAAUCCGUCAACGUAUCAGACGUGGGCAGGUACAGGCUGUUUGACAGAAGGGACCGGCUGGUGUCUGUCACCAGAAUGAUUCUAGUUGAUGCCCAUGAGCACACAGAAUCCACAAAUCCUCUGCUAGCCUUGCUGCUGUUGUUGGGCAUCCCCGCUGGUAUUUGCUGCUGCUGCCGUAAAAAGAUCUUCCGCAAGAAGGCCACCACCACUGCCACUCACGUGAUCCAUACCGACGGGCCCCCUCCUGGUGGACCGCCCUCCUACAACACCCCCUCCACGCCUAUGAUCCCUCCCGGGUCUGGUGGCCAAGUUUUUUAUCAUGGGCCAACACCAGAUCCAAAUGCGGGCUAUGCCCCAGUCUACCCAGCAGCAGGGGGUCAGAUACCACCUCCACAGAACCCCGGCUAUGGUCAGCCCAUCCCACCUCCGCAGAACCCUGGCUAUGGUCAGCCUGCCAUGCCCCCAGGCCCUGGCUUCCAACCAGGCUAUGACCCUCAGAAUCCAGUAUACCCGCCUACUGCAGGACCAGCCGUGCCUCAGUGGAAUGGCCCACCACCCAACCAAUACAAUCCUGCUGCUCCACCCGGCUAUGCUCCUGUAGCAUACAGUGCUCCUCCACCCACCAAUGCAGAGCCAUCGAAAGAGGAAAUCAAGAUGAAUGAGAUGUCAGCUGCGCACCUUCUUACUCCACCGCAGCCUCAGGUUGGACAACCCACUGAUUCAGCUUCCUCUGUGAACGCUUGGAGCUCAUCGGAGCCAACCAAGUUCGAGAUCAACGCAGGAACGACCAAUUUCCUGUAGUCUCUUGAUGGCACAUCAGACUGAUAACCCAAGCACCCUCCACACUCUUUGAUAAAGGGCUCUCCAGCUUGUCUCACUGGAAGAACCUCUAAAGUUGCUACUAGUGGAGCCUUAACAGCGACUUUUUGAAGAGGCCCACUGAUGGAAUCUAACCAUCUUAGAGUAGGUCAUUUUUUCCAAGUUUAUUCAGAUUUAACCCCUCACCUGUUGAGCAGACCACACCCAAAGUUUUAGGCACGUGUAGCAUCAUGCAGUUGCCAUCUCUUUUUACCUCAAAUUUGCACUUUGGUUCCAUGUUUCUGUUGGUACCAUGUGAUGGAGCACAUGGGUGCUCUCAUACUUGGGACGAUUACUUUUGUGGAUCUUUGAUGCAAACAUGCAGUAGUGCUCCCUAGAUUCAGCAAAUGCUGCCUAUUCAACCGCCACACGUGGACCAAAAGCUCAAAUCUAGAAAAGGGUUCAUGAAGACAUCUGGCCUGCUUGGCAGGUGAGAGGUUAAUCAAAACAAAUUCUAUUGUAGUUAAAUUUGGAGACUACAUGUUUCCAACUUCUACUAUUUGGGCUUAUCUUUGAUCAAUUUGCUCAUAUUGAUUUUUUUCGUUAGUUCUUUGCUAUACAGUGGAUCAUGUAAAAGAGUUCUUACAAGGUUUUCCAAAGGACCCCAUACCAGAGGGCCUGAGAAGAUCUUUCUACUACCAAGGUUUUUCCUGAGGGUGUAACACUGUUUUCUUUUUUUAAUGGGUCAAAGUGGUGGGGUUAUCUUUAGCUUUAUUCUCGUGAAGUCUUUUAUUGUCUCAAUUGUCUGUUUUUUAAGUCAAUGCAUAGAGUAGCUGAAAACCUUGCCUUAUUCUAUUGAGGACAUACCACAGUUUCCGACUCACCUCAUAUUUGCUUCAGCCAAUAAGAGACAAGCCACACUUGUCAACCUCUCAGGACAGAUCAAGUGCUUUCAACCAAGCAGUGGGCCUGUUGACAGUUCAUUUUAUGUAUGGUUUCUCAUUCAUGUUACUAGGACCAAUUAUACAUGAUUUUCCCUGCUGAAUUGCAAUAUACAUUGUAAAAGUUAUAUUCGCUUCACAACAGAUAUAACAGAACAACAGGGUAGAUAUUUUGAUUAUUAUUAUUUAACCAUGGAAGGGUUUGGAAGAAGGAUGGAGGUGCUUGGAAGUGCUUUUCCAGUUUGAAGAAACUUCUUAAUCCUGGAUGCAUACAAUAUACAUGUGUAAUAGUAUAUACAAUUGCAUAACAAUAUCCUUUAGUGUAGAAUCUGUGCCUUCAUCUGAUGAUGCCAACAGAUGUUUCAGCCUCUAGAUUCCCACUAACUUUGCUUUUAUGACUGUUGCCCUGCUUAAGAAUGUCAUCCAGCCCUCGUGGAGAACCCAACAAUGAUUUAUAAACACCUUUGGUUUCCAUCAGACCGAAGGUGGCCUGCAACAUUAGCCAUCCACAGGUGGUGCCUUCUCCACUUCGAACCUGGUCACCCAGGAACUCCAAGCCAGUUAUCACAAUUCAACUGGAAUGAGUGGACUGUUGACUUAAAUGGACUAUAAAGUAAUGGAAAUAAUGGCACUGCAUGUUUUGGAGCAGCUUGGACCGACAUCUCUGAACUGCUCAAACCACUGCUGCUGAUUACUCCAUGCCUCAUCUACACAUCUCAAUGUAAGCUGCGGAGACCGUUGCAGGCCCAUAGCAAAGCUAGGAUUUUGGAGCCUGGCUUCUGUCUGCUGUCAAUCAAGUUUUUAAUUGUUACCUUAGGAAAUGUCAUUCAAAGACAAGGGGAGGGGAAACACUGCCAAGGAAUGUCACCCCGCCACCUAGGGAUUUCUACACAACAGAUGGUUCCAGUUCUAUCCUUUGAUGGCUUCUCCUAGUGGACUUGCUUGUUGUAAUAUUAUGUAUGGUGGUGUUCUAUUGGCCUCCCUCCAAUGUAUAGUGGUCAUAUUCACAAAUAUUGCACAAAAAAAAAUUGGUUCAUCAUCUUAAAGAGGAUUUCUGACUGUGCCAACAGCAAAGGUCACGCACAGCAAUUAAGCAUCAAAGAAGCAGGCUUGAUACAACAUGUCACAUCUGUACUCCAUUUUAAGGACUGUCAAUUUCCGUCUUCCUUUUGCAAACUAUUCAUAUUUUUAAUGUAACAUAGAGGUCAGCAGCUCUGUAUGUCAUGGUAGACUAGUGAGUCUAUAGGUAAUUGUGUUAUUACUGUAGGCACUGUAUCGCUUUGUAUGUUUUAAGCCAAGCUGUAACUAGAUGAUAACUUAUGCACAUAUGAAAACCCUUGCAUUUUGUGUCACAUCAUGAGACAUAUGGAAUGUCAUGUAGUGUAUUUUUUUUCAGUGAAUGCAUUCAUUGUAAUAAUGUGUUGUACUGCACAUAAUAUUAAAGAAAUACUGAAACCAGAA
Molecule: messenger RNA, 4297 nt
Organism: Alosa alosa (allis shad)
Lineage: Eukaryota; Metazoa; Chordata; Actinopteri; Clupeiformes; Clupeidae
Exons: 10
Coding region: 570-1898 (442 amino acids)
Source: RefSeq, a predicted model, not a curated record